Molecule: messenger RNA, 2465 nt
Organism: Gallus gallus (chicken)
Lineage: Eukaryota; Metazoa; Chordata; Aves; Galliformes; Phasianidae
Product: PHD finger protein 7-like
Exons: 10
Coding region: 590-2389 (599 amino acids)
Cellular component (GO): nucleus
Source: RefSeq, a predicted model, not a curated record
GAGAGAUGAUGUAGCGGAGGGCUGUUAGAGUUGGGGUACUGUGGUUCGGAUGCGGUUGGACUUGAUGAUCUUUGAGGUCCUUUCCAACCUGAGUAAUUCUAUGAUUCUAUGGUUCUGGGGGAGUCAGCGUCCAUGGAGGUGUUCCAGAAGCGUGGGGAUGUGGCACUGAGGGACGCGGGCAGCGGGCAGCUGCGGGGGUGGACGGUGGCACUUGGUGAUCUUAGAGGUCUUUGCCAACCAGAGAGAUUCUGUCAUUCUGUGAAUGGAGCCAUUUAUUGCAACGAGAGGUAAUCAGCAGCAAAGAACCACAAAGUAAAGCCUCGAGAACAUCACGGGAACACGGAAACACUUGACUGGGAUACUGAUGGAGCCACGGGCCCGGCAGCAUUCAGGUGGGGCCAGGAGGCUGGAUGUGUGGCCCAGUGCCUUCAGCAGCACCAACACGCCGGGUUCCUGCGGGGCUGCGUCCGGCACCGGGCCCCUCACUCUGCGCUGGCUGCAGGAGCCGCCGCCCUCCUGCUGGGGUGCCCUCACCCCUGUGACGUGUGAUGGCGUCACCGAGGGUGUCAGAGAGGGGCCAUUGUGACGCAUGGGGUGUGGAGCAGAGCUCAGGCUGCGGGGCUCAGGCGGAGCUCAGUGCGACUUGGUGAGGUUGGCACGUGGAGGAGAAAGCCCAGCACUGAUGGGACAGACACUCCGCAAGUGGUUGCCGUCAACGCGCACGGUGUGCGUGGAGACACAGGAGGCCGCCGGCUCGAGGGAGCCUGCAUGCGUGCUCUGUGGCCGAGUGGAUGAGGACUCGAGCAUCCUUGGGCACAAAAAAGAGCUCGGUGGAUUCUAUUUCCAUGAGUUUUGUGCGAUGUUUGCCAAUGAUCUCUGUGAACAUGUGGAAGCUGGCAGAAUGGCACAAUUUUCCAGAAAAGACCUGAUACGCACAGUGAGGCAGGCAGAGCAGACGCUCUGCUUCGUCUGUGGCAAGACAGGGGCCACCAUCACCUGCGCAGCGUUGGGCUGCGACCGCAGCUUCCAUCUCCCCUGCGCCUCGGAGGGCCAAUGUGUCACCCUGUACAUUGGAAAGUUCCGGUCCUUGUGCUGGGAGCACCGCCCGCAGCAGGCAGUGGAGGCAGCGCCGGCGCAGGACACGACCUGCAUCAUCUGCAUGGAGCCCGUGGGGGACAGCAGGUCGUACAGCACCAUGGUGUGCCCAUCCUGCCAACACGCCUGGUUCCACCGGGCCUGCAUCCAGGAACAGGCCAUGCGUGCCGGCAUCUAUUGCUUCCAGUGCCCCCUCUGCAGAGACAGGGACUGGUUUCUUCGAGACAUGGUCACUAUGGGGAUCCGAAUCCCAUUCAGAAAACCAACAUGGGAGGACAACAAUGCCUAUGCAUCCCUGCGAAUUCGACACGAUCGCUGUGAUGCCAGCAGCUGCCUUUACCCACGCGGCAGGGAGCGGGCAGAGAGAGAGGGGCCCUGGCAGCUGCUCCUCUGCAGCUCCUGUGCUGCACAAGGCACCCAUCGGCGCUGCUCCUUCUUGAGUCAGGGCACAGCCAGCUGGGAGUGCAACGCCUGUGCUGGAGAGGGCACCGCCUCCGGCAGCGGUGUGGACAGAGCUGGCCCCAGCACCGCCAGCCAGCAGGGACUGCCGCCUCUCAUAGGCCCCAUAACAUUGGAGAGCAGCAGCACCUCCAGCACCACCAGCACCUCCAGCACCUCCAGCACCACCAGCACCACCAGCACCACCAGCCAGGCACCGUCGGGGCCAGCUCACGUUCCCAAGGUGCCUGAGAGCGGCGUCCCGCCUAACCAGCACAGGACAAAAUGGCGGAGAAUCUGCACACGUUUACAUCGCAUUGACGAUGAAUGGAACGAGCCCCAAGAAUGCUGCGGGAGCAGCCGUGCUGCAGCCCUGCUGAGCGUUGAGAGCAGCACCCCGAACUCUGCCAGCCAGGGUACAUCACGUCCCUCAAGGCACUCCCGUGCAGCUGGCUCCAGCCACCGGCGCAGACGGGGACAGCAGGAUCGCACAAGAAGCCGCUCUCCGCUGCAGCGCCAGGCCGCAGGUUCCCCGAGCCAGCCCCAAAGGCACCGUGGGAGCAGGCAGGCACCAGCCCUUAGUGAUGAGAGCGGCACCCACAGACACACAGGACAAGGAACACCGAGGUCCUCAAGAGUUUCCGCAGCGGCUGCUGGAAGCCGGUCCAGGCAGCCAGGGCGGGCCCGGACUCGAAGCCGCUCGCCUCGUCAACAUCGGGAUGCAGACACCCGCAGCCAGCCCCACAGACGCCGCAGGAGCCGGUCCAGGCGGCGACGGCCAGCCCAGGGGCGAAGGCCGCUCCCGGGUACCACGUCGGGCCCGGAAUACCCACCGCCGGCCCCACUGAUGCUGUAGGAGCAGCCGUGUGCAAGCUCCACUUGCUAUCCAAAGUCAUCAGAGUCCAUCGCAAUAAAACACAGUUCCAUCAUGC